Medicago truncatula (barrel medic) is the source of this 1147-nucleotide messenger RNA. Its product is annotated as receptor-like protein EIX2. Gene Ontology annotation, molecular function: protein binding. Bases 46 to 1002 code for a protein of 318 amino acids. The record is from RefSeq and is a predicted model, not a curated record. NCBI's taxonomy places the organism in Eukaryota, Viridiplantae, Streptophyta, Magnoliopsida, Fabales, Fabaceae. The transcript has 3 exons.
UCUUACAACUCCUUCUCAGGAACAAUUCCUCAUAGUUGGAAGAACAUGAAAGAACUGAGAGUCAUGAAUCUGUGGAGUAAUAGGUUGUCGGGGAAACUUCCAUUGUACUUCUCUAACUUGAAACAAUUGCAGACCAUGAACGUAGGAGAAAAUGAAUUUUCUGGAACUAUACCAGUAGGUAUGUCACAAAACUUAGAAGUGAUCAUAUUGAGAGCCAAUCAAUUUGAAGGGACAAUUCUGCAACAACUAUUCAAUCUCUCUUAUUUGAUUUUCUUAGACCUUGCACAUAACAAACUUUCCGGUUCUAUGCCAAAGUGUGUCUACAACUUGACUAAUAUGGUUACUAUUCAUGAAACUUCUUUGUUUACUACCACAAUUGAGUUGUUUACAAAAGGUCAAGAUUACGUUUAUGAAAUCCAACCAGAAAGGCGAACUUUUGACCUUUCAGCUAAUAGCUUGUCUGGUGAAGUGCCAUUGGAAUUGUUUCGGCUUGUUCAACUUCAAACAUUGAACUUAUCUCACAAUAAUUUUAUUGGAACAAUACCGAAGACGAUUGGAAGCAUGAAAAAUAUGGAAUCUCUCGACCUCUCUAAUAACAAGUUUUUUGGUGAAAUUCCUCAGGACAUUAGUAGUGUAACCUUUUUGGGUUAUUUGAAUUUAUCAUAUAAUAAUUUUGACGGAAGAAUCCCGACCGGAACACAACUUCAAAGUUUUAAUGCAUCAAGCUACAUUGGCAAUCCUAAACUAUGCGGAGCUCCUCUUAAUAACUGUACCAGGAAAGAAGAAAAUCCUGGAAAUGCAGAGAAUGAAAAUGAUGAAUCUAUAAGAGAGUCGUUGUAUUUAGGCAUGGGAGUGGGAUUUGCAGUAGGAUUCUUGGGGAUUUUCGGUUCUAUGUUUCUUAUUAGGAAAUGGAGGCAUGCAUACUUUCGGUUAGUUAAUAGAGUGGGUGACUAUCUCUAUGUUACUUUGAUCGUAAAGUUAAAUAGCUUUCGCCGAAACUGAGCUCCUGCUAGUUAAGGUGAUUAUGCAUGUGACGAUCGGGCAUUAUUAAUGUUAAUCUAAUCGUGGACAUAAUUGUCGAUACCAGCAAUUAAGGGCCGUAUCAGAUGAGGUCAUAUGUGACUGGACUACUGUUCUUGGGGCUUGU